AUGUUUGCUUCUGUUUUUCCCAAUCUCCACCGGCUUGAGUUGGAAUGUUGCUAUAAAAUAUCUGAUGAGAGUAUUGUUCAUGUCUUAAGGAGAUGCCGUAACAUAAGUCAUUUGAAUUUAACAAUGUCAAACUUGGAGCUACGAGGAAUGAACUUGGAAGCUCCCAAGCUAAAGAUGUUGGACUUAUCAUUUUCAAACGUUGAUGAUAUCUCAAACACUUGUUGUGGGCUUUUGCAAUUGUUAAUAAAUGAUUGUUUAGGAUGCACAGAGAAGGGAGUGAAACAUGUGGUAGAAAAAUGCACACAACUGAGAGAGAUCCAUUUGAGAGACUGUUUGAAUGUGCGUACGAAUGUUGCCGCCUCAGUGCUAUUUUUAAGUCCAUCAUUGAGAAAGAUAACUUCUCCUCCUCAUAUUCAUUUCAGUGAAAGUGAGAGGAUACUCUUAUUGCAACGAGGAUGCGUUGUUUGCUGA
Vicia faba (fava bean) is the source of this 471-nucleotide messenger RNA. The record is from the annotation of a GenBank genome assembly. Lineage: Eukaryota; Viridiplantae; Streptophyta; Magnoliopsida; Fabales; Fabaceae.